UUAAGUCUACAAACACAGCAUGCAGAGAGUUUCAGUAUGACAUUCGUUACACAUUAAUCAAUAACGGAAAUGCCUAAUUCACCAUAUCCGGUGCUAAGUCCAGAAGAGAGAGAUACUGUACUACAGUGGGUUCACAAGUUCAAACUGUCCAGCCCGAUAAAGAAGCUCAGUCGGGACAUGUCCGAUGGAGUCCUGGUUGCCGAAAUUGUCCACCAGCUGUUUCCACGUCUGGUUGAUCUACACAAUUACACGCGCGGAUUCUCGAUCGCCCGAAAGCUGGACAACUGGGAAACGCUCAACAGGAAGGUCUUCAAGAAGCUGGAGCUGGGACUUACACCUGAAGUCAUUAAUGCUAUCGCAAGUGGACAACCGGGGGCAGUUGAUGUGGUACUUUUGGAGAUUCUGAUGCGAGUUGAUACGGCCGCUGAACGGCCGUGAGUAAUGAGAUUGGUUGAGUUUGAAUAAUAGUUGUUUCUAUAUUUUAA
Culex quinquefasciatus (southern house mosquito) is the source of this 485-nucleotide messenger RNA. RefSeq names its product sperm flagellar protein 1. The transcript has 2 exons. Lineage: Eukaryota; Metazoa; Arthropoda; Insecta; Diptera; Culicidae. Gene Ontology annotation, molecular function: microtubule binding. Gene Ontology annotation, cellular component: axoneme. Gene Ontology annotation, biological process: regulation of cytoskeleton organization. Bases 70 to 438 code for a protein of 122 amino acids. The record is from RefSeq and is a predicted model, not a curated record.